Molecule: messenger RNA, 366 nt
Organism: Copidosoma floridanum
Lineage: Eukaryota; Metazoa; Arthropoda; Insecta; Hymenoptera; Encyrtidae
Product: tRNA 2'-phosphotransferase 1
Biological process (GO): tRNA splicing, via endonucleolytic cleavage and ligation
Molecular function (GO): tRNA 2'-phosphotransferase activity
Source: RefSeq, a predicted model, not a curated record
AUGAUUCGAGCCAACCAGGGUCACACGAUAGCACAAGUUAAUGCGCUGAACUUGAAACUUUUGACCAGAUCUGACUUUGACAUUAUACAUGGAACUUAUUUUGACUGCUAUCCAAGAAUCAAGAACCAAGGGUUGUCUCGCAUGAAAAGGAAUCACAUACACUUUGCCAAAGGACUGAAUUUUAUUAGCGGACUCAGAAGAAACGCCCAAAUCUUUAUUUACAUAGAUUUUCAAAAAGCAAGAGAUGACGAAAUAGAAUUUUUUGAAUCGGACAACAACGUUAUUUUAUCUCCUGGAAACUCCGAUGGUUACAUUGAACCUAAAUAUUUUCUGAGAGUAGUGACGGCAAGCGGUCAGGAAUUGUAA